AUGAAUUUUUCGGACAAUGAGGCUGAUGAUACUUCGAGUGUUGAAAGUACUUCGAACACAGAUAAUACUUCACGCAGCGAAACUCCAACAAAUUCUCGUGUGAAGAAACGUAGACGAGGCAAAAAGAAGACUACUAAACAAGUGAAACCACCUUAUAAGUUCAAUUGCAGUGCUAAAGAAGACCAUGGCCAGCCCUUAUUUGGAUGUCAGUUCAACCACCACUUGGGUGAGGGACAGCCGCAGGUGUUUGCAGUUGUUGGCAGCAACAGAGUCUCCAUAUAUGAAUGCCCUGACUCUGGAGGCUUCAAAUUUCUUCAGUGUUAUGCUGACCCAGAUGUUGAUGAGACAUUCUACACAUGCGCAUGGUCAUAUGAAGAAGAAAGCAACCUGCCUCUACUGGCUGUUGCUGGGUCUCGGGGUAUUGUACGCAUUUUCCAACCUUCCACACAAACCUGCAUCAAGCACUACAUUGGUCAUGGACACGCCAUCAAUGAAGUCAAGUUCCACCCAAGAGACCCUAACUUAUUGCUGUCUGCAAGCAAGGACCAUGCAUUAAGACUGUGGAACAUCAUGACAGAUGUUUGCAUUGCUAUAUUUGGUGGAGUCGAAGGCCACAGAGAUGAAGUCCUCAGUGCAGAUUUUGAUCUCAAAGGAGAGAGAAUAAUGUCUUGUGGCAUGGAUCACUCGCUCAAACUAUGGCGGUUGGACAAGCCAUCAAUGCAUGAAGCUAUAAAGCAAAGCUACAGCUUCAAUCCUCACAGAGCUUUGAGGCCUUUUAAUUCUUUGAAAGAACAUUUUCCAGACUUUUCCACUAGGGACAUUCAUAGAAAUUAUGUUGACUGUGUUAGAUGGAUGGGCGAUCUCAUUUUAUCCAAAUCCUGUGAGAAUGCAAUAAUCUGCUGGAAGCCUGGUCGUCUCGAAGACACGGAGUUACGUCCUGGCGACAACUCUGUCACUAUUGUACACAGGUUCGACUACAAGGAAUGUGAGAUAUGGUUCAUACGAUUUGCUGUGGACUAUAGUCAAAGGGUGAUAGCAUUAGGUAAUCAAUGCGGUAAGACAAUGGUAUGGGAGCUUGGCAAUGUGGCCGGAGGCUCGCGCGUCUCGCAACUGGUGCAUCCAAGAUGUGUAGCUGCUGUCAGACAGGUGACGCUUUCCCGCAACGGCAAGAUCCUGUUGACCUGCUGCGAUGACGGCACCAUCUGGCGGUGGGACCGAGUCUGCAGUAAUAUUUAA
This is a messenger RNA of Spodoptera littoralis (African cotton leafworm), 1236 nucleotides long. The record is from the annotation of a GenBank genome assembly. NCBI's taxonomy places the organism in Eukaryota, Metazoa, Arthropoda, Insecta, Lepidoptera, Noctuidae.